AUGGUUUCCUACUCAAUCUUAUCUGUUUUGGCCCUUGCUUCAGUUGCAAUUGCCGGCGACACUCCAAUCCAAUCUGACUCAGCAGACCAACCUUCCUUGCAAGCUACGUUUAAAAAGAAAGCAACUUCUGAUGUCACAGGAACAAUCACCUUUGAACCAGCAACCAAUGGAUCAGUCUUGGUUAAAGUUGAUGUUGAAGGAUUGCCUUCAUCAGGAGGACCAUUCCCUUACCAUAUUCACGAACUUCCAGUUCCAGCUGAUGGAAACUGUACUGGAACCAAGAUGCACUUGAACCCAUAUGGUGGAAAUGAGAAUGCUACUACUCCACAAGGUAAAGAAGCUGGUGACUUGGCCGGAAGACACGGUAAGAUCCAAGGUCAACUGUUCUCCACUGAAUAUGUCGACAACUAUAUUUCUUUGAACCCAGACUCAAAGACCUACUUUGGUAACUUAUCCGUUGUUAUUCACUUUGCCAACAGUAGUAGAAUCACUUGUUCCAACUUGACAGAGAUUGAGUCUAAAGAAGGCGGUUCCAAUGAAACAAGCUCAAGUGAACCAGGUGUUUCAACUGCUAAUGGUGCUGGAAAGAUGCAAGCUGGAGGAUUACUUGCCGGUGCUGUUGCUGGAGCAGCAGCUUUGUUGAUCUAA
Lodderomyces margitis is the source of this 648-nucleotide messenger RNA. Its product is annotated as SOD4. Gene Ontology annotation, cellular component: extracellular region. The record is from RefSeq and is a predicted model, not a curated record. The transcript has a single exon. Gene Ontology annotation, molecular function: superoxide dismutase activity; copper ion binding. Gene Ontology annotation, biological process: removal of superoxide radicals. Lineage: Eukaryota; Fungi; Ascomycota; Pichiomycetes; Serinales; Debaryomycetaceae. Bases 1 to 648 code for a protein of 215 amino acids.